AUGGUUCGCCACAAGCUGGAAUCUACCCUGACGGAGCUCGCUGACUGCCUGAAUGCGCUGCAGGAGCGUCUGGACAAUUCUAGCGAGCUUGAGGCCUGCCGUCUUCGAUAUCGCGAUUUGAAGCUCCGCUAUAAUGAAGCCGUAUCGGAGUUCCACGAUCGGAUCUCCACCUUGGAGGCACAGCUGGCUGCCGCUUCCUCGUUUGGCGUGAUCAUUCCGCCCGAUACAGCCCGUCGCAUAGCUGAUCUGGAGUUCCAGCUCGCACGGUCUCAGUCCGAUUUACAAGUAGCGCGCGAUCGACAGUCUGCCCUUGCCUCGGAGCUUCGCGAAUCCACUACGUCCCACAAGACUGCUCAGGCCGAGGUGGCUCGCCUCGAGGCCGCGAUCGAGCACAAGGUCCGUCGCCUCCGUACUCUGCGUGAUAACUACGAGCGUCGCUUGAGGGUGGCCAACACCACGAUCGUAACCCAUACAGCAGAGCUCGGUCGCUUGCACGAUCGGGUAUCGACACUGGAUCCGGACCUCCAGAAGGCUUCUCAGCGUGCUCAGGCGGCAAUCUCUCAGCGUGAUCAAGCCAGGGCGGCGCAUAUCGCUACCCAGGAUCGUGUCUCAGCGGCUCGAGAUAAUAUCGCGCGGCUGGAAAAACGAAUUAACCAAGUCGAGAGGCCACAGAAAUCGCGUCAGGAUCUCGGGUCCGCGCUCGCCAAGCUUCAGCAAGAGAAGGAUGCUCUGGCAGUUCAAAGAGAUGAGUCGUUCGGCCAGCUUGGCGAGCGUUUCAUGGAGGUCACCGAUCUACGGGCUGAACGGCACCAGGCGCAGGAGAGGUUGUCCAACAUUGCGUCCCUUCUCCCUUCUAUGCUGAGCCACAAGCGAGCGCGCUCUGAGUCCGAGUCUCCGGCCCAGUCUACCCGUGUCUCCAAGGCCGCUCGAUCGACUUCAGGUCCCUUCCCGGCUGGCGCUUCGAGUCAUGCCUCUGCGUCUAGACCCCGAUCGAGCUUCUGUCGGCCGUGGCUGCCGGCCGGAAGACUGAAGGGUCGGUGUUAUCUCCUUCAUCCACUGGUCCCCCUGAUCGUCUUCCUCGAUCUGUUCGAUCGACCGCUAAGAGUGGUGGCGGAGGUGUUUCGUCGCUCCCUGUAG
Molecule: messenger RNA, 1137 nt
Organism: Phytophthora nicotianae INRA-310
Lineage: Eukaryota; Oomycota; Peronosporomycetes; Peronosporales; Peronosporaceae
Exons: 2
Coding region: 1-1137 (378 amino acids)
Source: RefSeq, a predicted model, not a curated record